Messenger RNA from Fusarium sp. VM40, 1566 nucleotides. NCBI's taxonomy places the organism in Eukaryota, Fungi, Ascomycota, Sordariomycetes, Hypocreales, Nectriaceae. The record is from the annotation of a GenBank genome assembly.
AUGGCAUACAGAAUCUCUGCCCCCGAUGAGUACCUUGCCAUCACUGGCAUGGGAAUCAAGACAGUCAAGAUCACAAAGGCAACUUGGGUCUGGCCUCUUCAACGAUGCACACGCUUCAGUAUCCGACCACAUGACUAUGCCAUGGAUCUACAGGCCAUGACAAAGGAGAAGCUUCAGUUCUCUCUUCCUGUAGUCUUCACAGUGGGCCCAGAUCUCAACCAGCGAGGCGCCAACCGGGGUGCCACGGAUGGUGAACCUGAUGACUUUGACAGGGAGGAUCGUGGAGACGCCCUGAUGAAGUACGCUAUGCUUUUGGCCAACUCUGAGGAGGUCGAGAACGUCAACCAGAGCCAGCAUGUGGGCAACAUCGUCAAGGGUAUCAUUGAGGGUGAAACCCGAGUCCUUGUUUCUAGCAUGACCAUGGAGGAGAUCUUCACCGAGCGAGAGGUCUUCAAGAAGAGGAUCUUCAGGAACAUCCAGAAUGAGCUCUCACAGUUUGGACUUCUUAUCUUCAACGCCAACGUCAAAGAGUUGAAGGAUGCUCCCAACUCAGUAUACUUCGCUUCGCUGUCCCGCAAGGCCCACGAGGGCGCCACCAACCAGGCGAGAAUCGAUGUCGCAGAGGCUCAACUUCGCGGUAAUGUUGGAGAAGCCCAACGCAAGGGCGAACAAGAGCGUGAGAUCGCAAAGAUCAACGCCGAGACUGCCGUCCAGAAGACAGAGCGCGAUAUCGAGCGCGCUCAGGCAGAGGCACAUCUCGACACAAAGCGCACAGGACUCACUCGCGACGUCGACAUCGCCCGUAUCACCGCCCAGCGUGUCCUCGAGUCCAAGGAUGAGGAUCUCAAGAAGGAGGUUGAGAUCAAGCGUGCGGCUGCUGAGAUGGAACGUCUGCGUGCUACGGACGUCGUCAAGGCUUCCAUUGCCAGGGAGAGUAAGCAGCAGGCUGCUGAUGCCGCUGCUUACGAGGUUGAGGCGGAUGCUCGCGCUCACCAGGAGGCUAGUCAGCGCAAGGCCGAUGCCGCUGCGUACCAGACUAAGAUCUCAGCCGAUGCCGAUGCAGCAGCUUCUUUUGCCAAGGUCACCAAGAACACAGACGCCGCAGCAUACCAGACCCGCAACGACGCCGAGGCCUACAACUAUGCCGCCCAGCAGCGCGCUGAAGCCCAGCUCGUUGCCAAGCUGCGCGAGGCAGAGGGUAUCGCCGCCAUGGCCGAUGCCUACGGCAAGCUCUCCCAGGCCUUCGGUGGCCCAGCCGGACUCUUGCAGUACAUGAUGAUCGAGAAGGGCACAUACGUCGAGCUGGCCAAGGCCAACGCCGCGGCCAUCAAGGGUCUCGAGCCCAAGAUCAGUGUCUGGAACACAGGCAGCGCUGCUGGUGGCCAGGGUGGAGGUGAUCCCACUGAGACUAUGCGCAAUGUGUACCAGAUGCUGCCUCCUCUGAUGAGCACCAUCAACGAGCAGACUGGUAUCACUCUGCCGGAGUGGCAGUUUGGGAAGUUGAAUGCUGGUGUCAACGCUGUUAACCAGGAGAGUCCCAAGACCAACGGCCACAAGAGCGGCUAA